AUCGGACAUGGCAUUGGGCACAGAUCGGAAUAAUGAAGAAGCCUCUACUAAUGCUUCUUCUAGCGAGCAUUCCAGAGAAGCUGAUGCGCCAGAACUCAGCCACUUAGCUGAGAGUUCUCCCAUCAACCCCCCAGUUGCUAUAUCCUCUACAUGCUCAGGCGCCUCGGUCUUCCUGACAAUAACAUCGCUAUGCUUUUCCUGUACUCUAUCAGCUCUGGACCUCACAAUUGUGACAACCGCUGUGCCCACUAUCGUGAGCUCUUUCCAGUCAGUAGCCGGGUAUAUCUGGAUUGGCAGCGCCUAUAUCCUCACAUACACGGCCGUCACCCCCAUCUGGGGCUCAGUGGCUAAUAUCUGGGGCCGAAAGCCGACUAUACUUAUCUCCCUGGAGAUAUUCCUAGCGGGGAGCCUGCUCUGUGCCCUGGCUCCGCGUAUGGAGGCUCUGAUUGCCGGCCGUGCCAUUCAGGGUCUGGGUGGCUCGGGCAUGGGGAUCAUGGCGAACAUCAUCAUCAGCGAUAUGUUCUCUCUGAGAGAGCGGGGGUUGUAUCUUGCUAUCGUGUCGAUUGUUUGGGCUGUUGGGAGCGCCGCUGGACCUGUCUUGGGUGGUGUUUUUACUACUCGUUUGUCCUGGAGAUGGUGUUUCUGGAUCAACUUUCCGGUUGGCGCUAUAGUGUUUAUCGUCUUACUGUUCUGCUUGGAGGUUCCAACAACCAACACUCCAGUUUUGGCUGGCCUAAAAGCCAUUGACUGGGUUGGAAGUGCCCUCGUCGUUGGCGGCGCAUUAAUCCUUCUUCUUGGCCUGGAAUUUGGGAAUGUCGUGGUUCCCUGGUCGUCCGCUACAGUCCUAUGUCUGACCAUAUUUGGCAUUGCGGCCAUCGCCAUAUUCUUGGUUAGCGAAUGGAAAUUCGCUCGCAACCCUAUUAUUCCAUUACGGUUGUUCUCCAAGCCAUCCUCGGCCGCUGCUUACAGCGUCUUUGCCUGUAACGCCUACGUCUUUAUCGGAGUUGCCUAUUAUUUGCCUCUCUACACUCAGUCUGUGUUGAACGCGAAUGCUCUCAUCUCAGGUGUCUACCUGCUACCUCUGAUUGUCUCAUGCUCUCUGGCAGCAGCCUUUGCAGGGAUUUUCAUGCAGCAGACUGGAAAAUAUCUGCCCGUUAUGUACGCCGCUCAAGUGGUUCUCACUCUUGGUAUUGGCUUGUUUAUUGAUCUGGACCUGGAGGAAAACCUGACUAAGUUGUUCAUCUUUGAAAUUCUCCUGGGUAUCGGCGUCGGUAUGAACAUAGAGGCACCGAUUAUUGCGGCCCAAGCUGCGACGACAGUCCGAGAUACGGCCGUCGUCACUGCGACAAUGGGGUUUCUGCGGUCCAUCGCGACGUCGAUCUCCAUCGUUGUUGGAGGCGUGAUCUUUCAGAAUGAGAUGGACGCGAGGAAUUCUAGCCUCGUGGCUCAGAUCGGACAGAGACUCGCCAAUCGAUUCACCGGUGAUAAUUCAAUGGUUAAUGUGAACUUGAUCGGAACCAUGCCGACGAGUAAACAGAUUUUCGUCAGACAGGCAUAUUUUGAAUCACUGAGAAAGGUGUGGAUAAUGUACGUCGCAUUUGCUGGCAUGGCUUUGAUAUUGAACAUUUUCGUCCGUUCCCAUCGUCUAAGAAAGGAGCGUGAAGGAGUCGUACUCGGCGUCGACCGAGAAAAAGUCGAUUCAUCACAAAUAGAGAACAGACCGGAUUCAGAGGCCAUCAGGCUCGCUGAGAUCAAUGAUCAUCCACCUCAGGUGUGAGAUGCAUGUUCAUGUCAUUUCAUUGACCCUUGGAUCAUUUGAUAAGUUUUCGAUUACAAAUUCAGGGAAGCAUUUCCUGGUCUUUUUAUCCGGUAGUUAAAUUAUAUUUCAUCUGCCUUGAAUCUAUCUUGGUUUUGUGUCGUCUUGUCCUAGUGUUAUCACGGGUUUUGGCAGCAGCAAUACAUAUCAACCACGAGAAAGAGCAGGAGGCCGAAAUGUUAUAGACAUGAAAAGAGGGAAAAGGUACUAUGCACAUAUGGCCUAUGGAACUAAUGUUCCUUUCUGUGUCGGAUUUGCUGUAGGGAAGUUCUGCAGUUAACGUUGACGACUUGUUACGCUUUGGCUUGAGGUGUCUUACAUACACAAAACCUACUGUACGUUCUCGACCAAGGAAUAUAUGAAUUUGACUCCCUUGCAGCUGCAUAUGGUUAAGAUCAAU
Molecule: messenger RNA, 2216 nt
Organism: Monascus purpureus
Lineage: Eukaryota; Fungi; Ascomycota; Eurotiomycetes; Eurotiales; Aspergillaceae
Source: the annotation of a GenBank genome assembly